Helobdella robusta is the source of this 944-nucleotide messenger RNA. RefSeq lists its product as hypothetical. NCBI's taxonomy places the organism in Eukaryota, Metazoa, Annelida, Clitellata, Rhynchobdellida, Glossiphoniidae. The record is from RefSeq and is a predicted model, not a curated record. The coding region runs from base 254 to 760 and encodes 168 amino acids. The transcript has 2 exons.
CAACAAUAACGGCUCGUCCAAUCAGUUUAAUUUACAAGAUAAAAUUGAUGCUAGUCCAAUUAAGAACACUAAUAACAACAGUAAUAACAAUAGCAACAUAAAUUACAAGCAGUCCCUUCCCACAGAUAUUGAAUGUUACUUUAAUGAAACCGAGCCAACAGCAGAGCAGCAGCAACAAACUCAUCAUGAUGAUUUCACUAAUCACACUAAUUCGUUCAUCAAUAGCUCCACAAAUGAUGGGAAUUUUAAUGAAAUGAUAAGCAUUAAGAAUGAAUCUGAUAUAAUUUUAGACGAGAAUAACAGCUAUAAACCCUCUUCCUCCAGUAUCGAUGGAUCUCAGGUGUAUAAUCCUCUGAAUAGUACCGAUGAUUACUUAAACUUUAUAACAAAUCCUGCAUUGAAUAGAAGUGUUGGCAACCAGUCUCAACCUGAUUUACCUGUUAUUUAUGGUCGGCGCCAGAAAAUGAAAAAGAUAAUAUCUGGGACUAAAACAAAAUACGUCUGCCAGAUUUGUAACAAACUGUUUGCUUAUUCAUCUGCAUUAAUCCACCACGAGAACAGUGCACACAAUAGGCGGCCACAUCCAUUCAAAUGCCUAAUUUGUGGCAAGGGCUUCUGGAAUCAGCGAAGUCAUCGAGGUCACAUGACUAGCAAGCAUCUAAUGCAAACAGAGUAUUGCUGUCCUGUUUGCCAGAAGGAGUAUGCUUAUAAGGUUUCACUGAAGGAACAUAUGAAAUUGAAUCACAAUAUAAUACAAUAGCAUUAGUAGUUUUGUGUGCAUGUUUGUAUGCGUGUGAAUGUGUGUAUGUUUUUUUUCAAGUCAAGCAAGAUAUGUCAAUCAAUUUUAAGUCAUUGGAUCACUGAUUUAUCUAUCUACUGUUAUAUUGAUAUAUGUGGUUGGGGCUUACUUUAUUUUGUGUUUUAAACAUUGAUAAACUUUGUAU